Molecule: messenger RNA, 2622 nt
Organism: Rhincodon typus (whale shark)
Lineage: Eukaryota; Metazoa; Chordata; Chondrichthyes; Orectolobiformes; Rhincodontidae
Product: 2-acylglycerol O-acyltransferase 1
Exons: 6
Coding region: 413-1420 (335 amino acids)
Biological process (GO): triglyceride biosynthetic process
Cellular component (GO): endoplasmic reticulum membrane
Molecular function (GO): diacylglycerol O-acyltransferase activity
Source: RefSeq, a predicted model, not a curated record
UUUAUCGAACAAGAUCAAUUCUUGGCAGGAGGUGAAAAACCUUACUAAAGUAACUUCUCCCAGUUCUUCUAUCAGGUCGAACAGUAAUCGGUUCCACUGUCAAACGCUUCCGCUUAAAAAAAAACUGGGGUGAAAUACAGACUUUCGGUCCGAAAGCAUGCAGCAAUUUUUGUUUUAAACAACUCGAAAGGCACGUUUAUGUCGCCUGCAUUCUACGGGACUGCAUGAGCUCUGGAGAACUGGCAUAUAUGAGGCAACACGUUGAAAUGAUAGGAAGUGAAGAUUGGCGGUAAGACAUUCAGCUUCAGCGCUGGGUGUAAGAAACGGAAAGAUUUUAUGUGCAGUGCUAACUGACUUUCAAAUCGGGGACUUGCAGUCAUUCAAAUUCGUCUUUGGGUGAGCAGCUGUUGGCAUGAAGAUCGAAUUUGCCCCUAUAAAUAUCCCUCUGAGGAGGAGGAUUCAGACGUUUGCUGUUCUCAAGUGGAUCUUCACUUUUUUGUUCUUAGGUCAAUGCUGCCUGUUACUCUUUGUGGCGCUCAUCUUGGCUGGUUACUGGUAUGUUGCUGCAGUUUACUCUGUUUGGUUGUAUCUUGACUGGGAGACACCAAAUCAGGGUGGAAGAAGGUCAGAGUGGGUCAGAAACUGGACUAUCUGGAAUUACUUCCGGGACUACUUUCCUAUUCAUCUCAUGAAAACAACGGAUCUGGAUCCACAAUACAACUAUCUGUUUGGAUUUCAUCCUCAUGGAGUGCUUGUGGCUGGAGCCUUUGGAAACUUUUGCAGUGAGGCUACAGGUUUUCAUAAGUUGUUUCCGGGUUUGACCUCAUAUCUGUGCAUACUGCCAGUCUGGUUCAAGCUUCCAUUUUACAGGGAUUACAUCAUGUGUGCAGGUCUCAUCUCAUGCGUGAAGAGCAGUGUUUCUCAUGUUCUGAGUAGGAAGGGAGGUGGGAAUGUGGCUGUCAUUGUGAUAGGUGGUGCUGAGGAAUCUCUGGAUGCCAGACCUGGAGCACUAACUUUGAAAACCCUUAAUAGGAAAGGAUUUAUUAAAUUGGCCAUAAAAUGUGGGGCACAUCUGGUUCCAGUCUUUUCCUUUGGGGAAAAUGAACUCUUUAAUCAGGUAAACAAUCCAGAAGGUUCAUUUCUUCGGGGAAUGCAGGAAAAAUUAAGGAAGAUUGCAGGAUUUACAAUGCCACUGUUUCAUGCCAGGGGUGUCUUCCAGUACACCUUUGGGCUGCUACCAUAUAGGAAACCUAUUUACACCAUAGUAGGAAAACCAAUAACUGUACAGCAAAACCACACACCAUCAAAUGAAGAGAUUGAAGCACUACACAAAAAGUAUACUGACGCAUUAAAUAAAUUAUUUGAAGAACACAAAGCUGAAUAUGGAAUUUCAGAAAAAGAUCAUCUCCUUUUCAGUUGACUUUUAGCUUUGAAUGUCUGAAUUCAUACAAAGAAGAUAGUCACAUUAUAGGGUGUAAUUUUAACUUUGGAAGAUAUGUCUUAGCUCAAGGUGAAUAUUCAAUAACGAUUUGAUUCCUGGUUUCUUUCUCAUUAUCAUACUUGGACAAUUGGUCUGUGACAUUUGAAUCAUCCAACUUUAGCUGAUAAACACUGAUGCAGAAGCAGUGGUGUAAUGUGUGGCUAUGCAGAACAGUUGAUAAACUGCACUUUGCAAUUAAAUGAUCUGUCUAUUUAUAAGAUCAAUCCAAUUGAAUUUGGCAUGUGCUAAGUGAGCCAACUGUUUCCACCAAACCAUCAGCUGAUAUAGUGAUUUCAAAAGCCCUACCAGAAAUCCUUGUAUUUUGGAAUUACUUUAAAAUCAAAUUGCCCGAAGAUUUUAACUAUAAAUCAUGGAGAAGGACUUAGCAUUGCCAAAGUGUCUGUUCAAACUCUCUUAAGGUACUAACAGUAAAAAAGCAUCAAAACAUUGACUACAUAGCUAUAAACACUGUAAAACGAUUUGUCAAUUGUGAAAAUAAAAUUCCUCCAAAUGUUAGUGUAUCAUUAGUGUAUAUUGUUGUUUCUUACUGUAAUCUUUUAAAAUGUGAAAAUUACAAUCCAAAUAUCUGGCUUAUAUUUUUACAUGUAUCAUAUUCAUAUGAACGACGAGCAUUUGUUUUGUUUUGAGAAAAUUAAGUAUUUUUUGAAAAAGGUGGGGGGAGAGAGAAUGAGAGAACAAAAAUAAAUCAUUAGUAACUGAUGAAUGAUUAACAAUCCAUAUAUUUUUAAAAUCACAAGUUUUAUUUGUGUUUCUGUCAAUUCUAAGAAUUAUUAACUAUUCCUCUAAAGACCCAAUCUGAUUAAGUCCUGUGACCAAACAAAACUUGAUUCUAUCUCACUUAAUAGGAGUUUGUUUUUUUUCAAAUGAACCAAAAAGAUUUAAAUUUUCCUACUGAAAAUACUGUUCCUUAUACUACAACAUAUCCUUCCAUCCUCCUAUAAAAAUAACUUGGCAAGAUCAAGUAAUUUCACUAAUAAAUAUUACUUCAAAAGUCUUCAAAAUUUAUAAAUACACCUUCAGAUUACUUGUUUAUUAUCUUAACUCUUUUAUGUACAACGUAGUUAUGGAUAAUCUUGUUAUUGUGAGGCAAAGUUAGUUCAAACGGAUUGCAAAAUGUGUAC